AUGCUGCUGCGACGGCUCCAAGCCAUCAGGGGCGGCGCAGCGGCGGUCGCCGCCGCCUCCCGCCUCUUCUCCACUGCUGCCUCCUCCGCGGUUCGCGGCGGCAUCGCGUGCCUGGAUGAGCUGCGGACGGUCAUCAAGCUGGAGGGCUCCAACCUGAUGCCCUUUCUGCAGAGGAUCGUGUCUAACGACGUCACGCAGCUGGCGCCCGGCGGGCCGCCGCUGUACGCCUGUGUGCUCACCGCCCAGGGCCGCUUCCUGCACGACCUCUUCCUGCACGCGGUGGAAGGCGCCGACGUGCCCACCGUGCUGGCCGACUGCGACGCCGCGCAGCGCCGCCCGCUCAUGGACCUGCUGCAGCACUACUCCCUGCACCACAGUGUCUCCGUCAGCAACGCGGGCAAGGCGUACGCUGUCAUGGCAGCCUUUGGCGGCGGCAUCGCCGGAGCCAGCUCAGCGCCGGAGCGCGCGUGGGCCGCCGACCCGCGCCUGCCCGCGCUGGGGCGCCGCGCCGUGCUGCCGCGCGGCAGCGCGCCCGCCCCCACCGCCUCGUGGCGUGACUACCGAGCCUGGCGCAUGCAGCACGGCGUGGGGGAGGGGGACAGCGAGAUGCCUUCUGGCGAGGCCAACCCCCUGGAGUGCAACCUGGACGCCCUGCGCGGCCUCUCCUUCGCCAAGGGCUGCUACGUGGGGCAGGAGGGCGUGGCGCGCGUGCACGCCCGCGGCGUGGUGCGCAAGCGCCUCAUGCCCUCCCACGUGUUUGAUGUGUACGACGCCGACGAGAGCCUGUCGGCGGUGGGGCGGGUGCGGGUGGUGCAGGGCGGGCUGGGGCUGGCCACCAUCCGCCUGCAGCAGGCCAUGGCCGCCAUCCGCGAGGAGAAGCCGCUGCUGGUGGGAGGCCUGGAGGCGGGCAGCGGGUAUGCCGAGAUCUGGCCCUGGCGCCCCGAGUGGUGGGAGCCCCGCUGGGGCCACGAGGAGGCGGCGGGGGGCGAGGAGGAGGCCCAGCGCAGGGCGGCCUGA
Messenger RNA from Chlorella variabilis, 1017 nucleotides. RefSeq lists its product as hypothetical. The transcript is spliced from 6 exons. NCBI's taxonomy places the organism in Eukaryota, Viridiplantae, Chlorophyta, Trebouxiophyceae, Chlorellales, Chlorellaceae. Bases 1 to 1017 code for a protein of 338 amino acids. Gene Ontology annotation, cellular component: mitochondrial matrix. Gene Ontology annotation, molecular function: protein binding. The record is from RefSeq and is a predicted model, not a curated record.